Homo sapiens (human) is the source of this 2625-nucleotide messenger RNA. It is a transcript of the gene RBM38, whose product is annotated as RNA binding motif protein 38. The record is from RefSeq and is a predicted model, not a curated record. Lineage: Eukaryota; Metazoa; Chordata; Mammalia; Primates; Hominidae. Gene Ontology annotation, molecular function: RNA binding; nucleic acid binding; mRNA binding. Gene Ontology annotation, cellular component: nucleus; cytosol. The transcript is spliced from 6 exons. Bases 187 to 930 code for a protein of 247 amino acids.
GCAGAGUCCCCGCAGCGCCGGUCGGGAGCGCAGCGCGGCGCACGUCGGCGCGCACGGCGGGACGGGCGCCGGAGUGGUCGGGCCUGGCGGCUGGACGGGCGCCCCUCGCUGCCCCGCGCGCUCCCCGCCGCCCCCCAUGAGCGCAGCCCCGCGCGGCCCGGGUCCGUAGGCGGCGGGGCGCCCCCCAUGCUGCUGCAGCCCGCGCCGUGCGCCCCGAGCGCGGGCUUCCCGCGGCCCCUGGCCGCCCCCGGCGCCAUGCACGGCUCGCAGAAGGACACCACGUUCACCAAGAUCUUCGUGGGCGGCCUGCCGUACCACACUACCGACGCCUCGCUCAGGAAGUACUUCGAGGGCUUCGGCGACAUCGAGGAGGCCGUGGUCAUCACCGACCGCCAGACGGGCAAGUCCCGCGGCUACGGCUUCGGGAUUAUUUUUGUCCUUGAAGGCCACAUUUCCCAGGCCUUGAACUUUGACGGGAGGAGCUGGAAUCCAGGAGGCAUCUUUGUGGGAGAGCCCCAGGUGACCAUGGCCGACCGGGCGGCAGCUGAGAGGGCUUGCAAAGACCCGAACCCCAUCAUCGACGGCCGCAAGGCCAACGUGAACCUGGCAUAUCUGGGCGCCAAGCCGCGGAGCCUCCAGACGGGCUUUGCCAUUGGGGUGCAGCAGCUGCACCCCACCUUGAUCCAGCGGACUUACGGCAGAAAAAUGGAAGUUUUCACAGAGGCCACAACAGGCUUCCACUUAAGUCUCACUGGCCACAACUGGGUGACAGGACACGGCCACCACAGGGGCUCUGAGAUGAGAAGACAGGCUCCUCGGACUCCGGAGUGUCAGGCUGACCCCGCACUACAUCUACCCACCAGCCAUCGUGCAGCCCAGCGUGGUGAUCCCAGCCGCCCCUGUCCCGUCGCUGUCCUCGCCCUACAUUGAGUACACGCCGGCCAGCCCGGCCUACGCCCAGUACCCACCGGCCACCUAUGACCAGUACCCAUACGCCGCCUCGCCUGCCACGGCUGCCAGCUUCGUGGGCUACAGCUACCCUGCCGCCGUGCCCCAGGCCCUCUCAGCCGCAGCACCCGCGGGCACCACUUUCGUGCAGUACCAGGCGCCGCAGCUGCAGCCUGACAGGAUGCAGUGAGGGGCGUUCCUGCCCCGAGGACUGUGGCAUUGUCACCUUCACAGCAGACAGAGCUGCCAGGCCAUGAUGGGCUGGCGACAGCCCGGCUGAGCUUCAGUGAGGUGCCACCAGCACCCGUGCCUCCGAAGACCGCUCGGGCAUUCCGCCUGCGCCCUGGGACAGCGGAGAGACGGCUUCUCUUUAAUCUAGGUCCCAUUGUGUCUUGAGGGAGGACUUUAAGAAUGACUGAGAACUAUUUAAAGACGCAAUCCCAGGUUCCUUGCACACCAUGGCAGCCUCUCCUUGCACCUUCUCCUGCCUCUCCACACUCCAGGUUCCCUCAGGCUUGUGUCCCCACUGCUGCAUCGUGGCGGGGUGUCACAGACCCUCUGCAGCCCCUGGCUGCCCUGGACUGUGCAGAGAUGCCUGACUCCAGGGAAACCUGAAAGCAAGAAGUUAAUGGACUGUUUAUUGUAACUUGAUCCUCCCGAGCUGUGAGCGCAGUCUGAGGUGUGAGGACACGGCCUCCUGUUGGAGUCCCAUUUUCUCCAUCAGGGCACGUGGGCGGCUUCCUCAAGCCCGGAGGAGCUCCCAGGCGCACAGGGGCCGCCGGUAACAGGGGCCGCCGGCCAAAGGCCCCUUUCCAGUCAUAGCACUGAAGUUGCAACUUUUUUCUUGUAAUUGUUUUGCUACUAAGAUAAUUUCAGAAGUUCAGUCUAUUUUUUCAGCGGAUACUGCCGCCACCAAGAAUCCAAAACCUAUUUUUGACUUGGAGAGACUUGCUUUUGUUGGUUCCGCCCGUGGAGACGACGAUAGUGUUUCUGUAUAAUAAAGUGUCUGCCGGCUCGCGGGCCAGGAUCCUCUCGGUGGGAUGGGCACCACAGACAGGAGGCCCCUCAGGCCCGUGCGGGCCACUGUCUGCUGCCGCCUGCCGGGGUGGCAGAGUGAGUUGUCUCAGGACCCCGUCACUGCGACGUUGACACUCCUCUCCCUUCCCUUCCUCCCCAACUCCCCAAACACUGUGGAAGGGGAGAAGGAAGUGAUCCACAGCAUUCAGGCCACUUGGGGUCUAGACCAUGGUGGUGCCAGCCUGGGGGGGGCAGUGGCCCUCAGCUCUGCCCGCUGGAGCGGUUGAGUGCAGAAGGGUGCGCCUCUUCCCUCUACCCCCGCACCACCUGCUGUGUGCCAGCCUGAGACGGUUCCUGCCUGUCUUGGGGGUUGGUGGAGGGUGGAGGCAGUUCUGCCAGCCGUGGCAGGGCUGCUAUGGGGCAUCCAGGGCUGUGGGGGUCUGGAGGAGGGGACAUGAGGUGAGAGGUAUCCUGGCCGAGGGCGGGGGGCAGCGGGGGGUCUCCCUCCGGACCUACCUCAGGGAGCUGAGCGUGCAGGCGCUCCAGGGCAGGCCUGGGACAGAGUCAAGGCUCAGAGAAUAAAGGUAGCUAAUCUCAUCAUAAUAUUUUUAUUAGAAUGUUCUGAUGAUAAAAAUAAAACUUGUUUUCUUUAAAGAAAAA